Messenger RNA from Fusarium sp. VM40, 1593 nucleotides. Lineage: Eukaryota; Fungi; Ascomycota; Sordariomycetes; Hypocreales; Nectriaceae. The record is from the annotation of a GenBank genome assembly.
AUGGCUGGCCAUCAACCGCGCACGAUGGCCAUGGAUCCGCCUCAUAUUACCGAAUUUGCUUCGGAGCGUUAUUUUGAAAAGUUAAGCCAGCUUAACGCUCACCAGCAACAGCCACAGCAUCAACCUCCACUGACUCCCGAUGUCCUCGACGGCACCUCAUUGCCUUCGAGAUUUAUUCUUCCUCUACGAGAGUCCAAAUCUGCCAACGCCGAAACCGUCAAACCCAACGAGAAGCGUGACAAGUCACGAUUCUUCGGCCUACGUUCUAAAGUUUCUAUCCUCCAUUCCAAGCAGUCGCCUGGCUCGUCGUCCAUCUAUGGGUCUCGUUCUUCUGUCGAGUCGACGCGAAAGAGUGUCGGUUUCGACCAGCUCUUCCUUGGAUUACCAAACGAGUUACAGAUGCAAAUUAUUUCUUCCCUACCACUAACCGAUAUACUUAACCUCCGCCUUGCCUCCAAAUCAUGGCAUACUCUUGUUACCUUGAACGAGAACACUAUCGCCCGAUACCAUCUCGAACACCAUAUACCCGCUUACGCCUCUCGCCUCUACCCUGUCACAGAUGCUAGCCAAAUCAAUUUUCAACAUUUAUGUGGCCUAUGGCAUCGACUGCAUGUCGCUGCUAAGCUUGCCUUCCUAAUGUGCGAAUGGAUCACCAAAGAUAUCUUUCUUCGCCAAACUGAAGCCCAGCGAAUUGCUUUUGCACCACAAAACGAGUGCAUGCGACGACGUUUGAUACCUCUUUUAUUCACAAUUUUCCACUUUUUCGAAACCUACCGGAAACUUUACUUGCAGCGCAUGGCGGAGAAUGAUGGCAAAGGAUUGAGACGGGAACCAUACACCUUAAACCCUAUCGAAGCCGAAAUUAUGAACAUGUACGACGACCGAACCUUAUUGCGGGUUCACGAAGUAUUCCCACUUGUAAUCUCAUCAUUUUGCCGACGACUACGACCACCAACAUAUGUGGGUAGGGUGGAGCGAUCACUUCGUGGUUAUAUUCGGGAGAAGCCGUCUGACGAUGUGCACGUCGCCAUCUUAUGCAUUGGUGGACUUCGACAAGUUGAGAGGUUAUGGGAAAUCAAAGGUUAUAACAGUCGCCGCGGUGCUGUGGAUACAUGGUUUGGUACUCUUACUAAAGAGGCACCUGUUACUGAGUCGUCUACGUCUACGUCGAAGCCGAAACGAGGUCUUUUUGGACGCAAGAAGUCUACGAGUGAAGCACGAUCCUCAGGAAAUGCGUUGAAUAAGGUUCGAAGCUCGGGUUCCAUAGACGGCAACAUGGAUUGGGAUGCCAAUCUGGUCUUUAACUCGAGCCUAUCUGCCGGCGCCCCCAUGUCCCCUCUCAGCGCGCAACAGGCUCAGACCCUUCUCAGCGACCUGCCUGUACUGCAACAAAUAUGGCUCACAACAGCAGAGGCUCUUGUUCUGCAACGCCGGAUUGUUGAGCGCCCGCAGGACAUCAAGCGCAAUCAGCAAGUCAUGCUGGACUUAAUCCGAGAGGAUGGGCUUGACGAAGAGGACGAAUGGUGGUACGGCCGCAGCAUCCCCGAUUCCGUGCGGCCUCCCGUCAGUGUUACUGAUGAUGAUGCGGAUUAA